Melitaea cinxia (Glanville fritillary) is the source of this 1428-nucleotide messenger RNA. RefSeq lists its product as uncharacterized. Lineage: Eukaryota; Metazoa; Arthropoda; Insecta; Lepidoptera; Nymphalidae. Bases 410 to 1351 code for a protein of 313 amino acids. The transcript is spliced from 4 exons. The record is from RefSeq and is a predicted model, not a curated record.
UAUUACUGUCAUUGUCAAAUUCUAACGUUAAAACGAUUUAUUUCCUCAACUUGUUACUAACUUAUAAAAUAAUUUUUAUUGUACUCAACCAUAUUUUAAUAAAACUGUGAAUGCAAUUGUUAAGAUUGCGUUUGUUUAGUUAUUUACGGGAAACGUAAAAUGAAUUCUACAAUUUCGGAUGAUUUAAACCGUGAGCAUUUAGCAUUGGAAGCAGCAAAGUGUUUAAAAAAUAUUUUUGCAAAUUCGCAAAACGUUACUGCAUUACACAAAGAUCUUUUAGAAAUAAAUUUGUCAAUUACUGCGUAUAUUGAAGAAAGCAAGAAACGUUUAGAAGGUCUUCGCCUUGAAUUAGCUCGUCAGGCAACGAGUUCCCAUAAAGUUGUAGAUAUACUAAGUCAAAAAUAAUAAAAUGUCGAAUUUUCCUAAAACACCUCAAAAAAGAAGAAUACCCUAUAAAAAUGUCAAUAGUUCUAAACAAGAAACCAAUAAUAACUCAAAUGCACAAUUAUCAAAACAGGAAUCUGCGAGAAAUUUCAUAACAUGGUAUAAGAUAAUGGUAGAUAAUGAUCGCCACAACUUUGCUAUGUUUCUAUCUGAAGAUGUUACACUAGAGUGGUUCGGAAGGACUGUGAGGACUAGAAAAAAAGUUGCUGAUUUUAUUAAAAAUGACAUACAGUGUUCGAGACAUGAUUUUACUACAGUUCAAAGUAUUGACAGGAUUCAAUCUAGAAAUGAUAUGUUACAAAGGAAGGAUGUCACUAUGUUACCUAGUCCUUUACAUUCCCCUGAAACUGAUCUUCCAAAAAUACAAAGGUCGGGUAAGAGAAAAAUUCAAACUACUUGCAGUAGUCCACAAUGGGCCGAAGGGUGUGGGCCUGAUGAUGAAGGAGAUACAGUAGAGAGUAAACGUCAAAGAUCGAACAAUAAUGUUGGAAGAUAUGACCAAAAAUGUAAUAUAAGAGAUGAUGAUAUGGAAAUAAGCAAUAAAGGUGAUGGUUUGACAGAAAAACGUAAAAGUUCAUCAAAAACUCCUCCUAAUAUGGAAUGCGGUCAGGGUGAUUGCCUUCCCUCAACUAGUGGAGCUGGAUCUGAAAGUUGUCACGACACAUUUAAUACACCAGUACCUAAAUUGGCAGUUGAGUGUAAUGGUUAUGUUGAGUUUAAUAGGUCCAGAAAUAGUCGCAGUUCGGAAAGUAUGAUAUGGGAUAGAAAGUGCAAGUUACAAAUAAGUUAUUCAGAAGAUCCUCUUUAUGUAGGAGAGUAUAUCAUUUGGGCUUUACGAUAUAGUGACGAAAGUAAGUGUCGUAGGAAUUUGUUAGCUGCGUUCGAAGAGGCAGUCUCGGAUGAAUGAAAUUUACACUUAUAAUGAGUUUCAAGAACCUUUCAAUAUAAAAUUUAGUAUAUUUUAAUUUUUACGACAAACUCUAU